AUGGCGUACAGUCAGGGAGGCGGCAAAAAGAAAGUCUGCUACUACUACGAUGGUGAUAUUGGAAACUAUUACUAUGGACAAGGCCAUCCUAUGAAACCUCAUAGAAUCCGCAUGACCCAUAACUUGCUGCUAAAUUAUGGCUUAUAUAGAAAAAUGGAAAUAUAUAGGCCCCAUAAAGCCACUGCUGAAGAAAUGACAAAAUACCACAGUGAUGAGUACAUCAAAUUUCUACGUUCAAUAAGACCAGAUAACAUGUCUGAGUAUAGCAAGCAGAUGCAGAGAUUUAAUGUUGGAGAAGAUUGUCCAGUGUUUGAUGGACUCUUUGAGUUUUGUCAGCUCUCAACUGGAGGCUCAGUUGCUGGAGCUGUGAAGUUAAACCGACAACAAACUGAUAUGGCUGUUAAUUGGGCUGGAGGAUUACAUCAUGCUAAGAAAUCAGAAGCAUCAGGGUUCUGUUAUGUUAAUGAUAUUGUGCUGGCCAUCCUUGAAUUACUAAAGUAUCACCAGAGAGUCUUAUAUAUUGAUAUUGAUAUUCAUCACGGUGAUGGUGUUGAAGAAGCUUUUUAUACAACAGAUCGUGUAAUGACUGUAUCAUUCCAUAAAUACGGGGAAUACUUUCCUGGAACAGGAGACUUGAGGGAUAUUGGUGCAGGAAAAGGCAAAUAUUAUGCUGUCAAUUUUCCAAUGAGAGAUGGUAUAGAUGAUGAAUCUUAUGGGCAAAUAUUUAAGCCUAUCAUCUCAAAAGUGAUGGAGAUGUAUCAACCUAGUGCUGUGGUGUUACAGUGUGGUGCAGACUCGCUAUCUGGUGAUAGACUUGGUUGCUUCAAUCUGACAGUCAAAGGUCAUGCUAAAUGUGUAGAAGUUGUAAAAACUUUCAAUUUACCAUUGCUGAUGCUUGGGGGAGGUGGAUACACAAUUCGUAACGUUGCUCGCUGUUGGACAUAUGAGACUGCAGUUGCCCUUGAUUGUGAGAUUCCUAAUGAAUUGCCAUAUAAUGAUUACUUUGAGUAUUUUGGACCAGACUUCAAACUGCAUAUUAGUCCUUCAAAUAUGACAAACCAGAACACUCCAGAAUACAUGGAAAAGAUAAAACAGCGUUUAUUUGAAAAUUUACGCAUGUUGCCUCAUGCACCUGGCGUCCAAAUGCAAGCUAUUCCAGAAGAUGCUGUUCAUGAAGACAGUGGAGAUGAAGAUGGAGAAGACCCAGACAAGAGAAUUUCUAUUCGCGCAUCAGACAAACGGAUAGCUUGUGAUGAAGAAUUCUCAGAUUCAGAGGAUGAAGGAGAAGGAGGUCGUAGAAAUGUGGCUGAUCAUAAGAAAGGUGCAAAGAAAGCUAGAAUUGAGGAAGACAAGAAGGAAACAGAAGACAAAAAAGCUGAUGUUAAGGAAGAAGAUAAAUCCAAGGAUAAUAGUGGUGAAAAAACAGAUACCAAAGGAGCCAAAUCAGAACAGCUCAGCAACCCUUGA
Messenger RNA from Pipistrellus nathusii (Nathusius's pipistrelle), 1467 nucleotides. NCBI's taxonomy places the organism in Eukaryota, Metazoa, Chordata, Mammalia, Chiroptera, Vespertilionidae. The record is from the annotation of a GenBank genome assembly.